AUGGAUCCAGGAAUCGGACUCAUCGUGAACAGCAUGGUUCCCAGUGAGCCAGGAGUGCCUAAGCUCCGACCGAAAUCGACACUCCAGCUACCUGAUGGCUUUUGCGAAAAACCGCACGUGCGUUAUGCACUCAAGUACAUGACCGACCCCGAGCAACGAGAGAGGGCUUUGGAAGUAGCUAUGGCUUGGAAACAGAAGUUCGCAACUGGAAACUGGAAGUCCGUCAUUGCUGCAAUCGAGGCCGCAAGGAAGGAGGACAAGGUUCGCUCAGUCCUAUAUGACGCCGAACAGGACCAUGUGCAAUCACCUGUUCACUUAGCAAUGAGACCACGCGCUAUGACCGCAGCAUCAGCACCCGCAGUGCCACAAGCAAGUCCCCAGUCAGUGUCGUGGCCCGCUGGCCUGACGCGCCAGCACACUGCAAGCGCUUCGCUAUCUUUGCGACGCACUCCAAGAACUAGCAUGCCAAGAGCGUGCCGUUGGGAUGUCAUAACUUCAGGACCUGUGACACCUCUUUCGCCAAUGCCACUGGGUAACUCCUUCUCCGGAAAUGGGUUCUGGACUACGCCUCCAACACAGAUCGAAGAAGACGAAGUGAGUACACUUGUGCCGGAUACAGAAACCGAGCCAACAACUUUGACCGCGCCAAGCGAUCCAGAGGCGUGCAAAGCCUACACGACAGUCAAGGAUGAAAUCGAUUCACUUGCUCGCAAGUACUGCCUCGAGCGUUUGCACACGCUCGCCUCCGAUGCUUAUCUUCCGCCUACAAUGAUUAAGCGGAAAGACGUGCUAGACGCUGCGACAACGGUAUUGCAUGACCGAUCUGUCAUGCUGAAGACGGCUCUCAUCGAAGACCUCCCAGCCAAAUUACGGUGCCGUGCCGCUGAGGAGGUUGCGUUACGACGUGAACUGUGUAUCAAAGACGAGCUGGAACUGUCCGAACAGAAUGACUGGAUGAACAACGAGACUCUAAUGCCAGUUCCCAAAGUUCACGAUAGCGACAAACAGACUGACUACGUAUCACCCCCAAUCCACUUAGUCGUCUCUAUCUUGGACGAACAACGCGAAGCAAUUCGCAUGUUUCGCAAGCAGCGUGGAAGCAGUGACCUGGAGCUCGGCGGGAUUGCCCUUGAAGCUGCUUGGGCACUGAGGGUAUUGGAAGAUGCGGAAGACCUCGUGGCCGCUGAGGGUGAUGGCUUGAGUAGUGUUGGUGACGAAGAUGAGGGCUAUAGCUACUCCAACUUCAUGCGGAGUAUAAGGAGCGAACUGAGUAUAAGUUCGAGCUCGGAAGGGCCUGCAUCGACGGUGGACAAUCGUUCCAAUACCGACCUCACCUCGCUCCGAUCGCGCUCCAAUACACAAAACACGUUUACCUCGAUCAGAAGCCGAGAUUUCCGUUUCUUCCAACGGUCGAGCACAAGUCCUCCGGAAGAGGUCCCGAUCUUGAAGAGCUUCCACGAGUCAAAGGUUUCCAACAGCAGCAACGAGAAUGGUGUCUCGCUACGGCGACGGUCGGCUCUUCACCGUUCAACGAGUACCACGAGCGAGAUCCCAAGCAGCGAAGUCAGCCCGGAAGAUCGAGAGUUCAGACACCGGGGUCCAAGCCUUGUAGAUCUGGACAACUGGGCAGAAGAGCUAAAGAAGAUGGAAACCAUGCGAGCGGAUCGACAGCGAUCAUCGGCCUCACAUUGCCGUAUACCUCGUCGUGAGUACAAUCAGAGCGGUUCAGCGAACAACUCUCGCGCGACUGAUUUCCAACCAUCUCGCAGCUAUCUAUCCUUUUCCUCGGCAUCAUCAAGUUCAGAACAACCCAAGUCGCUCUUCCGCUCCCCUUACGACGAGCGCCCCAUCUCCCAGUUGUCCUCCGGGAGCGGGUCCGUCCUUCGUCCCGCGACGCCCGACCACGAACACCGCCAGCGCAACUUGAGUGAAGCCUCCUUUAAAACGAACAGCCGCGAUACCAGCAAAGUGUCAUUACACGACUCUGUGCGUCGACCAACUCAACUCAACACUAGCAUCACGCCCUACAUCUUCCAUUUCAACAAACUCAUCUACAACUGGUAUGGACUUCCCCAUGCUGGUGCGGCGAGCUAUGCUAAUCACAAGACAGCUCGCAAACCCAUCGCAAAUAUGGUGAACUGGACAGCAGACAAGGAUCAAAUCAUCCUCGUUGGUAUCUUCAAGUUCCAUGACAUCAAGAACUCGGCCCCGCUUCUUAACUAUCUUACUAAGGAGAUCGGUGAUGGCUGCACUCCCAAGGCCGUGAGCCACCGUCUCAGCAACUUGCGCAAGUCUGGCAAGCCUGUUGGCUCGACCACGACUCCCAAGAAGGCGUCUGUCGCUAGAGCUCCACGUACUCCGGCUUCCGGAGGCCGUGCUUCAGCCAAGAAGUCCGUCAACAAGGAUGUCACCUCCGAUGAGUCUGGUGGCGAGGAAGCUGUCCCGUCGCCUUUGGCCAGCCGCAAGCGUACACGUACGCGCACCCCGAAAACUCCGCCGAAGUACGCGGAGUCUGACGCUACCUCUGGCGAUGAUGAUGAGGGUGAGGAGGAAUUCAGCCCGGUCGUCAAGAAAGUCAAGACUGAGCCCGUUGACGAUGAGGUCGCUGCUAGCACUGCGCUCGUGAUUGCUCCGUCCGCUUCGCUUGAGGAAGAGGAGGACGAGGACGAGGACGAGGGUGUAGCCUUCAUCUGAGAGCACAACUCUCACUUUCUUAGGACAGAAACAGCUCGGGGCCAGAAUUUGGUCAUGGUAUCUUUGAGUUGUUUGACAGCUUGAUGGUCUUGUCUUGAGAGUUUGCGUUUUCUACGUUGACACGCAUUGUUUUGCAAACCCCAUCAAUCAAAUUGGAUAUCAGUCCAUCUGCCAAG
Messenger RNA from Boeremia exigua, 2870 nucleotides. RefSeq lists its product as uncharacterized. The coding region runs from base 1 to 2694 and encodes 897 amino acids. The record is from RefSeq and is a predicted model, not a curated record. NCBI's taxonomy places the organism in Eukaryota, Fungi, Ascomycota, Dothideomycetes, Pleosporales, Didymellaceae. The transcript is spliced from 4 exons.